Molecule: messenger RNA, 309 nt
Organism: Prunus armeniaca (apricot)
Lineage: Eukaryota; Viridiplantae; Streptophyta; Magnoliopsida; Rosales; Rosaceae
Source: the annotation of a GenBank genome assembly
AUGGUAGACAUGCAAGAGGUUUUGGCGAGGCAAGAGCGAGAAACUAGAGAAAGAAUGUGUACAAGAGCUGCAAGCAAAAGGGAGCAUAGAGAACUAGAUAAGCAACUUGGCAUAGUAGUGGCUUUGCUUGAUGUAGAAAACCAGAGCCAUCGUGGUUCACGAGAAGGCCGUGGCUCGAAUGUGGACAAACAUAGACAUUCUCGGGUCAUGCAUGAUAUUUGCAAUUAUGAUAAAUACUUUGUGCAAAAGAAAAAUGCUGUUGAAAAUUUGGGACUUCUUCCCGAGCAAAAGUUCACAACUGUGAUAUGA